Messenger RNA from Fonsecaea multimorphosa CBS 102226, 1449 nucleotides. RefSeq lists its product as uncharacterized. Gene Ontology annotation, molecular function: diacylglycerol O-acyltransferase activity. The record is from RefSeq and is a predicted model, not a curated record. Gene Ontology annotation, cellular component: endoplasmic reticulum membrane. The coding region runs from base 1 to 1449 and encodes 482 amino acids. The transcript is spliced from 2 exons. Lineage: Eukaryota; Fungi; Ascomycota; Eurotiomycetes; Chaetothyriales; Herpotrichiellaceae. Gene Ontology annotation, biological process: triglyceride biosynthetic process.
AUGGCUGCGACCGCAGUACAGGGACACGGGCAACUGAAUCCGGAGCCGUCCCAGCCAGAGGAACGUGCUGAGAAUGAGCUUCCUCCAAAGUCCUACGCAGAUGCCGUUACGAGUGGUCCGAAUGGCGAAGUCCGCAGCCACGAUGGAGAUGAACACGCUGCGGUGAAUGGAUCUGUCCAACCGGCAGUCAAUGGUCAAAACAACCGACAGCAACCAGACGAAGGAAAGGUCCUUUAUGAGAAGCAUGUGAAUGGUAGUGGAGAGACCUUGACAAGCAUCAAGCCCAGCGACGGCUAUGAAGAUUCCCUCAAGCACAAUGGAGAGACUGCGCCGCGAGAGAGGAAACGCAAUCGGCCACCUAAGCGCCAGGAUGAGCUUGCAAGUGGCCGAAAGGCUGGCGCCGGCUGGCAGACUUCUGCGAUACGGUGGGCACCUCUCAACGUGCCAUUACAGCGGAGGCUUCAAACUCUAGCCGUCCUGUGGCACACUACCACCAUCCCUCUGUUGAUCUCCCUCUUCUUCCUCCUCUGCGCAAUCCCUCUUACCUGGCCCCUCCUUAUCCCGUACCUCAUCUACACCCUCGUCAUCAGUGAGGAUGCCACCAAUGGGACCCUUUCGAGAAGAUCACAGUGGAUGCGUGGCUCGAAAUUCUGGUCCCUGUUCGCAUCCUACUUCCCCGCUCGCUUGCAUCGCACCGUCGAGCUCGAGCCAACGAGGAAAUACAUCUUUGGAUACCAUCCGCACGGAAUCAUCUCCCACGGCGCCUUUGCUGCGUUUGCCACGGAGGCUUUGGGCUUUUCGGACCUCUACCCUGGCAUCACGAAUACCUUGUUGACCCUCGACACAAAUUUCCGAGUUCCGUUCUAUCGAGACUAUGCCUUGGCCAUGGGCUUGGCUUCGGUAUCGCGCGAAUCCAUCGAGAACAUCCUGUGCAAAGGAGGAUUGAAUGGUGAAGGCAUGGGUCGGGCCGUUACAAUUGUUAUUGGUGGUGCCCGCGAAUCUCUCGAUGCGAAGCCUCAUUCGCUCCGCCUGGUCCUGAGAAGCAGAAAGGGUUUCGUUAAACUAGCGAUACGCACUGGUGCCGACCUCGUCCCCGUUCUCGCGUUUGGCGAAAACGAGCUCUACGACCAAAUCGAUAGUGUCGAACAUCCUUGGAUCCACAAAUCCCAAAUGCUGGUUAAAAAGUUUAUGGGAUUCACCAUCCCACUAUUCCACGCGAGAGGAAUCUUCAACUACGACGUCGGAUUACUGCCAUACAGGAGGGCAGUCAACGUGGUGGUGGGAAGACCGAUCCGGGUCGUGCAACAGGGGUCCAAGGAUAACAACGUCGACGAAAAGUAUCUGGAUCAGGUGCACAAGGAGUAUGUGGCCGAAUUGGUUAGGCUGUGGGAUGGAUACAAGGACCUUUUUGCGCAGGAUCGACAAGGUGAGUUGGAAAUUGUGGACUAG